UAUCGCUACCAAGAUGAGGACAGCCCGCCCCUGGAGCAGAGCCCGGCGCAUCUCCCCAACCAGGUAAAGGCCCCCGAGCUCGUCCACGUCUCGGAGAAGAACUUGUCCCAGAUCGAGAACGUCCACGGCUACGUGGCCCACUCCCACGUCUCCCCCAUGAAGGCGAAUUCUCCGCCCGUCAUCGUCAAUACGGACACGCUGGAGGCGCCGGCGUAUGUGAACGGGACGGAGGGGGAGAUGGAGUACGAAGAAAUCACGUUAGAACGGGGUAACUCCGGGCUGGGGUUCAGCAUUGCCGGGGGGACGGACAACCCCCACAUUGGGGACGACCCCAGCAUCUUCAUCACGAAAAUCAUCCCUGGGGGGGCAGCGGCUCAGGACGGCCGCCUCAGGGUGAACGACAGCAUCCUGUUUGUGAACGACGUGGACGUGCGAGAGGUGACGCACAGCACGGCGGUCGAGGCGCUGAAGGAAGCCGGCUCCAUCGUCCGGCUCUACGUCAUGCGGCGUAAGGCCCUGGCCGAGAAGGUCAUGGAGGUGAAGCUGAUCAAGGGGCCCAAAGGUUUGGGGUUCAGCAUCGCGGGGGGCGUCGGGAACCAGCACAUCCCCGGGGACAACAGCAUCUACGUCACCAAGAUCAUCGAGGGGGGGGCCGCCCACAAGGACGGGCGCCUCCACAUCGGGGACAAGAUCCUGGCGGUGAACAACGUCAGCCUGGAGGACGUGAUGCACGAGGACGCCGUGGCCGCGCUGAAGAACACGUACGACGUCGUCUACCUGAAGGUGGCGAAACCCACCAACCUGUACCUCAACGACUCCUACGCCCCGCCCGACAUCACCACCUCGUACUCCCAGCAUCUGGACAAUGAAAUCAGCCACCAGAGUUACCUGGGGACCGACUACCCCCAAGCCAUGACCCCCACCUCCCCCCGGCGCUACUCCCCCAUCCCCAAGGAGAUGAUGGGGGAAGAGGACAUCCCCAGGGAACCCCGCCGGAUCAUCAUCCACCGCGGCUCGACGGGCCUGGGAUUCAACAUUGUCGGGGGCGAGGAUGGCGAAGGAAUCUUCAUCUCCUUCAUCCUGGCUGGGGGGCCGGCUGACCUGAGUGGGGAGCUGCGGAAAGGGGACCAGAUCCUCUCGGUGAACGGGGUGGAUCUCAGGAACGCAACCCACGAGCAGGCUGCCAUCGCUCUGAAAAAUGCUGGGCAGACGGUGACGAUCAUCGCACAGUAUAAACCUGAGGAGUACAGCCGCUUCGAGGCCAAAAUCCACGACCUGCGGGAGCAGCUGAUGAACAGCAGCCUGGGCUCCGGGACGGCGUCGCUCCGCAGCAACCCCAAGCGGGGCUUUUAUAUCCGGGCGCUCUUCGACUACGACAAGACGAAGGACUGCGGGUUCCUGAGCCAGGCGCUGAGUUUCCGCUUCGGGGACGUGCUGCACGUGGUGGACGCCUCGGACGACGAGUGGUGGCAGGCGCGGCGGGUCCACCCCGACGGGGAGGGGGACGAGAUCGGCUUCGUGCCCAGCAAGAGACGGGUGGAGCGCCGGGAGUGGACGCGGUUAAAGGCCAAGGAUCGGGUGCCAGGAUCGGGCUCUCAAGGCCGGGAAGAUUCGGUGCUGAGCUACGAGAGUGUGAUGCAGAUGGAAGUGCACUACGCUCGCCCCAUUAUCAUCCUGGGGCCCACGAAGGACCGAGCCAACGACGAUCUGCUCUCCGAGUUCCCUGACAAGUUCGGCUCCUGCGUCCCCCACACCACGCGGCCGAAGCGGGAGUACGAGGUGGACGGGCGGGACUAUCACUUCGUGGCCUCGCGGGAGAAGAUGGAGAAGGACAUCCAGGGCCACAAGUUCAUCGAGGCCGGACAGUACAACAGCCACCUGUACGGGACCAGCGUCCAGUCCGUGCGCGAGGUGGCCGAGCAGGGCAAGCACUGCAUCCUGGACGUCUCGGCCAACGCCGUGCGGCGGCUCCAGGCCGCCCAGCUCCACCCCAUCGCCAUCUUCAUCCGGCCCCGGUCCCUGGAGAACGUCCUAGAAAUCAGCAAGCGGAUAACGGAGGAGCAGGCGCGAAAAGCCUUCGACCGAGCCAUGAAACUGGAACAAGAAUUCACAGAGUGCUUCUCGGCCAUCGUGGAAGGCGAGAGUUUCGAGGAGAUCUACCACAAAAUCAAGCGGAUUAUCGAGGAACUUUCGGGGCCGUACAUCUGGAUCCCGGCCCGGGAGAGACUUUAGGGGGGGCGACCCCCCCCCCGCCCCCACUCGGCGGGACCCACAAGCCCUUGGCCGCGGAACUGAGCCGUUCGUUUCGGGGAGGAGGUUUCGGGAACGGAGGUGGGGGGGGGGAUCCGGUCUGUUUCUUUCUUUCUUCUCCUUUCUGAAAUUUUUUUUCUCGCCAUCCUUCGCCUGGCUCCUGCCCCGCCGCCCCCCCCGACGAAGAUCCGCCCCCCCGACGAAGAUCCGCCCCCGUCUCUUCGCCCCCCCGGCCCGCCCGCUUCGAGGAGAGCGCUCUGUGCAUGCUUGUCUUUUUUUCGAGAGGUGGUGGCUCGUGACGUCUGCGCUUCUGGCAUUUUGCUAUUGUCCCCGGCCCCCGCCGGGCCGCCCCCCCCCCCGCCCGUCGGAUCCGGACCCGGGAUCCGAUCGAGGAGACGCGCCGAAAGGACCGGAAACGGCGGGCGGAGGAACGAAAGGCGCCCCGGAAAAAGGGUGGCCCGGCCUCGCCUCGCCGGAGGAGCGGAAACCGGAUUCGGCGCCAGGUGGAGUCGACGUCGGAUUCGGCGCCAGUGGACUCGACGCCGGAUUCGGCGCGGCCUUCGAUGGAUCGCGUGGUGGGGGGGGGGCGGGGAAAACGAACAACGUGGAAGGAUAAAGCCGGGGAAACCGGAUUUAAAAAAACCGACCGACCGACCAACCCCUUUCCGGGCCUCGUUAGUUUAUUUUUUUUCUGUUGGCCGGGGACAGAGGUGAAAAUUCCCCGCGAUCUUUCUACCCGACCGAAGGGCAACCAUCUUUUGAAUCCACCGCGGGAAGGCGCGUCGGCGAGAGACACCCCCCCCCCAGCGCCGUCUCCGAGAGACCCCCCCCCGUCGCCGUCUCCGAAAGGCAGCGCCAACUGUUUCCGCUCCUUCCCCAAGGCGGAUCGGACCCGUUCUUUUCCGUUCCGAUUUUUCGUCCUCGCUCCGGUUCAUCUCCUUCCCUUUUCGGGCGCAUGGUGGCUUCGAAAAAACACACGGGGAAAAACAAACAAACAAACCAACAACAGGAAAACGUGACAACAACAAAAAAAAGCAUUUUCGCUGUUCGGCAAUUUCUAUUUUUCUUUCCGGGCGGAGAAAAGACUCGGGGGGCGGGGUUGGGGGGGAACGGAAACACGGUUUCGACGUUCUGUGAAUAUCUAUAUUUUUUUCCCCUCGCGGGGUCACGGGGAGUCUUUUGGUCCGGCUGUGCGUGAUUGUACGAACCCGGGGGAGGGAGGGGGUCGGACGCUCCUUCCUCUGCUCGUUACCGGGAUUUGCAUUUGGGACAUGUUCUUAAUUAUGACGAUGCUUCUUUCUUUUGUUUUUUUUUUUUCUUUUUCGGUUCUUUUUUGGUAUAUAAACUCCAGCCGGCCGCAGAGACCCUUGCUAGAAAAAAGACCGACCGCCUCCGGCCCGAGCGAUUCGGCUAGCGGUGAAUUCGGUGUGGGGGGCGCCCCCCUCCCUCCCGCCCCACGGCAAGGGGGAAAGGCCGGGGGGGGGAGAGAAAGAAGGGGGUUGGGAUGAGCAGUAGAUACCAAGAAACAGGAAUAGCUGAGUAUCGUGGGGAGAGCGGGGCAGGAUGGGAGCCAGGACGCCUGGGUUCUCUCCCCGGCUCUGGGAGGAGAGUGGGGGCUGGUGGUUAGAGCAGGGUGGGCUGGGAGCCCGGACUCCUGGGUUCUCUCCCCAGCUC
Mauremys mutica (yellowpond turtle) is the source of this 3924-nucleotide messenger RNA. It is a transcript of the gene DLG4, whose product is annotated as discs large MAGUK scaffold protein 4. The transcript has 20 exons. The record is from RefSeq and is a predicted model, not a curated record. Gene Ontology annotation, cellular component: neuromuscular junction; postsynaptic density membrane; neuron projection. Gene Ontology annotation, molecular function: kinase binding. Bases 157 to 2232 code for a protein of 691 amino acids. Gene Ontology annotation, biological process: postsynaptic neurotransmitter receptor diffusion trapping; AMPA glutamate receptor clustering; chemical synaptic transmission. NCBI's taxonomy places the organism in Eukaryota, Metazoa, Chordata, Testudines, Geoemydidae.